AUGGCUUCUCACGAGGUCCCCCAGGACUACAUCCAUGACUCUGACCAGAGUUCUUCCAUCGGAGUCAAAAUCGAUGCUACAGAAUUUCAAGAAGACAUUGGAAAUGCUAGGACUUUGAGAAGAGAGCCGCCUCCAUAUGUGAAGUCGCUCAGUCCUGAGGAGCGAAGGAUUGCAGAGCGAGCCCUCGUUCGAAAGAUAGACUUUCGGCUGAUUCCCAUGAUUGUUAUCAUGUAUAUCCUCAACUACCUCGAUCGCAACAAUAUUGCUGCAGCUAGAUUGGCCGGUCUUGAGGAUGAAUUGAAACUUCAUGGCACUCAAUACCAGACGGCCGUCAGUAUCCUCUUCGUCGGUUACCUGCUUAUGCAAAUUCCGUCCAACUUGUUCCUCAACAAACUCGGUAAACCACGCCUCUACCUACCCACAGCUAUGGUUGUCUGGGGUACUAUCUCCGCCGCUACAGCCGCCGUCCAGUCCUUUGGAGGUCUAAUUGCUGUUCGAUUCUUCCUUGGUUUUGUAGAGGCAGUUUACUUCCCAGGCUGUCUAUAUUACCUCAGCGCGUGGUAUACGCGCAAGGAGCUGGGUUUCAGGACAGCGAUGUUGUACUCGGGAUCUCUUAUCUCCGGUGCCUUCUCUGGUCUCAUCGCAGCCGGGAUCACGAAGAACAUGGAUGGAACGGCAGGCUUACGGGCCUGGAGAUGGUUGUUUAUCAUUGAAGGCAGCAUCACUAUUCUCAUCGCGCUUGUGUCGAUCUUUGUCUUGCCAAACUUUCCCCGAACAACGCCCUGGCUGAACGAACAAGAAAAGGAGCUGGCUGUGUGGCGUCUCGAGGAGGACAUUGGGGAGGAUGAUUGGGUAGGUUCCGAAGAGCAGACUUUCUGGCAUGGGUUCAAGCUCGCGGUCAAGGAUAUCAAGAUGUGGAUCAUGAUGCUCAUGCUCUUCUGCAUCGUCGCGUCCGGCUCGGUGACAAACUUCUUCCCGACCGUCGUCCAGACGCUCGGAUACGGCGACAUCGCGUCCCUGUUGCUGACCGCACCACCCUACGUGCUCUGCGUCAUCACGGCCUUCUUCAACGCCUGGCACGCCGACCGCACCGGCGAGCGUUUCUUCCACGUCACAGUGCCGCUGUACGUGGCCGUGGGGUCGUUCAUCCUCGCGGCCGCAACCACGGCGACCGCGCCGCGCUACGUGGCCAUGAUGCUCAUGGUCCCCGGCGUGUACACCGGCUACGUCGUCGCGCUGGGCUGGAUCAGCAACACGAUGCCCCGCCCUCCCGCGAAGCGCGCCGCCGCCCUUGCCGCCAUCAACGCCGUCAGCAACACCUCGUCCAUCUACGCCAGCUACAUGUUCCCCAAGAGCGACGGGCCCCGCUACGUCUUGGCCAUGAGCGUCUGCUCCGCCACCGCCUUCGUCGCCAUCUGCGCCGCCACCGUGCUCAGGCUCAUCUUGGUGAGGCUGAACCGCAAGCUCGACCGCGGUGAGUGGGUCGAGGGCGCUAUCAAUUCUCCCUCCGCGGUUGCCCGAGACGCGAAGGGAGUGGCCAGCCCUGUCAUCGUCCAGGAAGGCGCGGUGCCCGCUGAGGCUGCUGCCAGCGGGUUCCGGUUCUUGUUGUAG
Molecule: messenger RNA, 1611 nt
Organism: Fonsecaea multimorphosa CBS 102226
Lineage: Eukaryota; Fungi; Ascomycota; Eurotiomycetes; Chaetothyriales; Herpotrichiellaceae
Exons: 4
Coding region: 1-1611 (536 amino acids)
Biological process (GO): transmembrane transport
Cellular component (GO): membrane
Molecular function (GO): transmembrane transporter activity
Source: RefSeq, a predicted model, not a curated record